Molecule: messenger RNA, 812 nt
Organism: Camponotus floridanus (Florida carpenter ant)
Lineage: Eukaryota; Metazoa; Arthropoda; Insecta; Hymenoptera; Formicidae
Product: proline-rich extensin-like protein EPR1
Exons: 2
Coding region: 244-807 (187 amino acids)
Source: RefSeq, a predicted model, not a curated record
ACAUUAACACUUUAAUAAAGUGCUACCAUCCAGUAACCUCUGAGUCUUUGGCCAUUCUCUGCGCUGCCUUGCCACUUCUUCAGGUUCUCACCGAGGUCGAGCAAUCCAGGGAAGGAGCAGCGGUGCCUUUAUUCUUCCAUUGAUCCCGUCAUCCGGUACCUUUCUACGCAUCAUCGUAAGUAAACCCCUUUUGUGUUAAAUCAAUCGCAUCAAACAUACUAAAUAGUCGUAUUCCCUCGGUAGAUGGUUAACCCCCGCCGAACUUCUUCCGUUGGACGCGAAAUUUCCCUCCGUGCCGCGGGUAUACGCCGCAGGCGUGCCUCCCGGUCGGUACUUAGGCUCCCUACAGCUCGUCAGUUGUUUGCCGACGAGAACGACUUAACAAGCAGAGUAACAAGGUACUCUCCAGUGCGUAGUUUCGCGCCCUCCCGCGCAUACCCUUAUCGUCCUCCCCGAAACCCUCCAGCGGUUCUUCAAGAGGAACAACAGCCCAGAGCCAGGCCGCCAUCGCCCAAUUACUCCCCCAUCCAGGAUUCAUCUAAUCCCAGCUACUCGCCGGUCAGGACACCGGAAGAUCUUCCUUCCAUACCGGAAGAACGAAGACCCAUAGAACAAAGCACAGAAACUGAGGCUGGUCCAUCCAACCCAGGUCAAGUUCUGGAUCCCCCUGAACCAAAUUUCUACCCGGAACCAGAGGACCUAGUCUUACCAAGCAGUAUCCAACCCCUCGCAGGACUAACAGACGAAGAUUUUAUCGAGAUCUACGAAUACUUGCAGCGAGAUAAUUUCUUCAACAACCGCGAAUAAUAACC